Molecule: messenger RNA, 1393 nt
Organism: Anopheles funestus (African malaria mosquito)
Lineage: Eukaryota; Metazoa; Arthropoda; Insecta; Diptera; Culicidae
Gene: Las
Product: lipoyl synthase, mitochondrial
Exons: 5
Coding region: 53-1285 (410 amino acids)
Biological process (GO): lipoate biosynthetic process
Cellular component (GO): mitochondrion
Molecular function (GO): lipoate synthase activity; 4 iron, 4 sulfur cluster binding
Source: RefSeq, a predicted model, not a curated record
ACAAAAAAAACAACCCUUAAUCAGUUUUGUUUUUCUCUCAUUUUCCUUCACGAUGGCUAGCAGUGUGCCACUGUUGCGAAAUUCGCUACAAAAAGGAAAAUACGUCCCGUUAAUAGUAAGUUGCAAACAGUUAGUGUCGUGUCCUCAUACUAUAUCCUAUAUCCCGCAGCAAUGUAAACACAGUGCAGCAAGUGCCAGCAAUCAGCUGGAGAAAAUUCGGGAGCGACUGGAGAGUGGACCAAACUUUCAGGACUUUGUGCAACAUCCGGACUAUAACAAAGAGGAUUGGUCCGCGUACGAAGGCAAACUGCGCCGUGAGAAGGGUGAAAAUGAACGGUUGCGUUUGCCACCUUGGCUGAAGACUAAAAUUCCAAUGGGUAAAAAUUUUACCCGCAUUAAGGAACAACUACGUGAGCUAAAGCUAGCAACGGUAUGCGAGGAAGCGAAAUGUCCAAACAUCGGUGAAUGCUGGGGAGGUGGUGAGCAUGGCACUCAGACGGCUACUAUAAUGUUGAUGGGUGACACCUGCACACGAGGAUGUCGAUUUUGCAGCGUGAAAACGGCACGUGCACCACCCCCUCUAGAUCCGGCAGAACCAAUGAAUACGGCUACGGCCGUUGCAUCAUGGGGAUUGGAUUACAUUGUCCUUACAUCGGUCGAUCGUGAUGAUCUACCAGACGGAGGAUCAAAGCAUAUUGCUGCAACGAUCAAAGAAAUUAAGAACCAGAAUCCUCGUAUUUUCGUCGAAUGCCUGGCACCAGACUUUCGUGGUGACGUCGAAUGUAUCGAAACGGUCGCCAUGUCUGGACUGGACGUGUACGCGCACAAUAUCGAAACGGUUGAAGCACUGACACCGUUUGUCCGCGACCGUCGCGCUCGCUAUCGACAAAGUUUAGAGUGUCUGGCGAGUGUGAAACGAUUCAAUCCGAAUCUCAUGACCAAAUCCUCAAUAAUGCUUGGGUUGGGCGAAACGGAUGAACAAGUUGAACAAACGCUCAAAGAUCUUCGUUCGGUCGGUGUCGAUUGUCUUACGCUUGGGCAGUACAUGCAACCUACUAAACGACAUCUGAAGGUGAUCGAAUACGUGACGCCGGAAAAGUUUAAACACUGGGAGGAACGAGGCAAUGCGCUUGGCUUUCUGUAUACGGCCAGUGGCCCACUAGUACGCAGCUCAUACAAGGCGGGUGAAUUUUUCAUCACCAGUAUUCUGCGCAAUCGAGCUACGGCCGAGGCAGCUAGAAGAGCGAAGGAAGACGUCCCCCUAGACGUAACCAAGAGUGUCUAAUAAUCUGAAGCCCCGUUUGAGCACAUCGGUUCCUGAACAAAUUGUUAUUGCUUUUGAUUAGUAAAAUAGUGCAAUAAAUGUUAUUUCCUUCAUGUGGAAAAGAUAAAA